Cutaneotrichosporon cavernicola is the source of this 4317-nucleotide messenger RNA. RefSeq lists its product as uncharacterized. Lineage: Eukaryota; Fungi; Basidiomycota; Tremellomycetes; Trichosporonales; Trichosporonaceae. Gene Ontology annotation, molecular function: DNA binding; DNA-directed DNA polymerase activity; 3'-5' exonuclease activity. The coding region runs from base 1 to 4317 and encodes 1438 amino acids. Gene Ontology annotation, cellular component: gamma DNA polymerase complex; mitochondrion. The transcript is spliced from 2 exons. The record is from RefSeq and is a predicted model, not a curated record. Gene Ontology annotation, biological process: mitochondrial DNA replication.
AUGGCAGCCAGCCGCGCCAUACGCCUCCGGCGCGCCGCUCCGUCUGUGCAAUCCACUUCGGCGGUUCUGGGACUGGCGGCGGCGCGCGCGCGCAAGUCGCCUGAGCGACUCGACUAUGAGGCUGCGCUUGAGGUCCAGUCCGCGGGGCAGCAGGAGCUGCAGGAGCGGCAGAUGCGGCGAGAGUCGAUGAUAGACAAGUCGACGCUGCCGAGCUUGUCCAAGUAUAUGCGACCGGGGGAGAAAGCUUCUGAGCCCCUACUGGCUGAGGACGCUCUCACCGCACGCCAACUACCAGAACAACCUGAUGCUGGCCCAUCCUCAGUUCGGAUGGCAGCGCGGACGGCUCCCAAGGCCACCAACAUUCCCCCGCUCCCACCUUCCUCCGCAACCCCUGCUAAGCCCAGUCGGAAGGGCAAGGAACGAGCCUUGCCUCCGCCACUUGAGGCAUACGAUGCAGCGCCGCCCCAAUCCCAACCCCAGACCAUUUCCAAGGAUAACCCCGCCGUAUCUGCACGCGCACUCGCCCGCGCGAUGGCCCGUGCCAACGCACGCCGAAAGCUCCCCUCACUCACCGACCGGCCGCCAGCGGCUGUGGCCUCACUCUCGAGUAAACCCGUCGGCGGUGCAGCUGGGCCACGGCGCAAUCCCGUCGGCGUCCAGCUCCUCUCGGAACACAUGCACAACCAGGUGUUCCCCGGCGCGCCACUGCCUACACCACCUGACGCCUUGCUGGAUAUUUCGAAAUGGCAUCUCGGGCAACACGGGUUGUCCGGCGACGGAGCGGCAGUACUGCCCGAAAUCUCGCUCGACCUUCCUCCGCUUGAAGGGCGAAAUGUGCGCGAUCACUUUCACGCGCUGGGUACGUAUGCUUCAGAACCAUACCUUUCUGCGGCGAAGGAGUUCGCCGCCGCCGAGCUGCCGCCCAUCCCACAACAUUGGGAGAUGAGCCGACCGGGAUGGACGCGGUACGGGCGCGACGGAAGUGUGACUCCCGUUGAGAACUUGGAUGGCGAGACGGUCGUCAGCUUCGACGUCGAGACGCUGUACAAGCUCUCCCCGUAUCCGGUUUUGGCGACUGCUGCGACUCCGAACGCGUGGUAUUCGUGGCUCUCGCCCAGCAUCUUCGACACCCCGCCUGAAGACGAGCCACCAAAACGCGAGCCGUGGGAUAAAAGCACGGUGGACUGCUACCCGCACACCCUGAUUCCGCUGUUCAAGAACAACGGGCCGGCUAUUGUGGUAAGCCAUAAUGUAGGAUACGACCGGGCACGAGUUGCGGAGGAGUACGCGCUCGAGCGCACACCGACGCGCUUCCUCGACACACUCUCUCUCCACGUCGCUACGCGUGGCAUCACGAGCGUCCAGCGCCCGGCGUGGAUGAAACAUCGCAAGACCAGGAUAGAGUAUGAGUCGAACACUGCCGAAUCUAUCGCCAUGCUCCGCGAGCACGCCGAGGACACGGGGGACAACUGGCUCAGCGAGAGCCUGCGCGAGUACAGCACCGAUGACGACACACCCGGCAGCAACUGGGAGGACACGACGAGUCUGAACUCCCUCGCCGAGGUUGCGGCGCUGCAUUGCGGUGUCAAGGUUGACAAGUCGACGCGUCAGCGAUUCGCCGACGAGACAGUACGCCACGCGUCCCAGCUCCGUCCCGAGCUCGAUAAACUGCUCGAUUACUGUGCUGAAGACGUCAAGGUCACGCAUGACGUUUACAAGGUCGUGCUUCCCCUGUUCCUGACCUCGUGUCCGCACCCUGCAACGUUCGCAGGCGUGCUCGCGAUGGGCAACUCGUUCCUUCCAGUCGACCGCAGCUGGGUUGAUUAUCUCCGCAAAGCCGAGGCGAUGUACCUUGAGUUGAGGGAGGAGGUGCGCCUCGCUCUCCGCUCUCUGGCGGACCGACUGCGCGAGGCGGGUCCUAUCGCCAACGACCCCUGGCAUUCGCAGCUCGACUGGUCACCAAAAUCUGCGCGAUGGGCUGACGGCGCGUCGCACAAGACUAAGGAGGCCGCACCUGAGGCAGAAGUCCCAGCAUGGUACGGUCCGGCUGCGGUCGACCGCACGGCCCUCCUCAACAACCAGUCGAAACGCAGCCUACUCCCGCUGCUCAUGCGAAUGCGGUACCGCGGGUACCCGGUGUUCUACCUCACCGAGCAUUUGUGGUGCUUCAAAGCGCCUAUCGAAGAUAUCCCUGAGCUGAUCCCACUGCAUGGUGCACCGGUCGAGUUGUCCCCCAAGGACGACCGGCUAGCCGACCACCUCGAGACGUCCGUGUUCUUCCGUGUCGUUGGGCCAGGUACCGCUCGUCGGUCUCAGCUGCUCAGCAAGGCCGGCGCCAAGGACGUCAGGAGCGGCCUGCUCACAACCGAGUAUCCCGACAUCCUAGCGGCAGCCGUGAAGGGCGAGCUCGAUGACAAGCUUGACGUGUUGGCCAAGUGUGCGCAGGACAUGCUGGCCUCUGGGGGCGAGAACGACUGGGGCUCGCAGCUCGACUGGGUGCCUACAGUCCCCGGCGCGGCGGAAAAGCGGAAGAAGGAGCAGGCCGAACGCGGUACCUGGCCCAAGUGGUACUGGGACCUGACGGUACCGGUGACGAACAAGAAGGUGCUGGCGGGCGAGCUCGACCUUACGAUGCGCAAGACGGUUGCACCGCUACUGCUUCGGAUGCAGUGGCAUGGUUAUCCCCUUGCAUACAGCAAGGAGCAUAAGUGGGUCUACCGCGUUCCGCUGGCCGACGUGAGCAACGAUCCCGAGUCUUCUCUAUACGCCGACAAGCGCGUUGUACUGAGCGAUGCGGGGGACAAACGCCUCGCCGACGACGCGUACGCGUACUUCCGCCUUCCGCACAAGGACGGCGAGGGGAACAGUGUAGGCAACCCGCUCUCCAAGGCGUUCUUGAGGGCACUCGAGAAGGGUGAGCUCUCGUCGGCGCUGGCUACGGACAGCGACAAACAACUCGCCGAAGCGGCCUCCAAGGCCGUCAACAUGAACACACUGUGCAGCUACUGGAUCUCGUCGAGGGAACGGAUCAUGAACCAGUUUGUCGUGUACAACGGCGAACGCGGCAUGAUCCUCCCCAAGGUGAUUACGAUGGGGACUGUGACGCGACGUGCUGUCGAAGCGACGUGGUUGACCGCCUCGAAUGCCAAGAAGAACCGCGUUGGCAGUGAGCUCAAGAGCAUGAUCCGGGCGCCGCCAGGGUACGCUAUCGUCGGUGCGGACGUCGACUCGGAGGAGCUGUGGAUCUCGAGUGUGAUGGGCGACUCGCAGUUUGGAGUGCACGGCGCAACGGCCAUCGGAUGGAUGACGCUCGAGGGCACAAAGUCGGCCGGCACAGAUCUCCAUUCGAAGACGGCGACGAUUCUCAAGAUUUCUCGCGACGCAGCCAAGGUGUUCAAUUACUCGCGUAUUUAUGGCGCCGGCAAGCCGCACGCGAUCCAGCUUCUUCUACAGGGCGACGGCAAGCUUACUCGCCAAGCGGCGGACCAGCUCGCCACCGAUCUCUACAAGCAGACCAAGGGGCGCAAGACGUUCGGGCCCCCAGACCGACACGGAACCCGCUACCUCUGGCACGGCGGGAGCGAGAGUUACCUCUUCAACACGCUCGAGAGCAUCGCGCUCAUGGACCGGCCCACCACCCCAGCCUUGGGGUGUGGUGUCACGCGCGCGCUGAGAAAGUCUUUCCUGGGACUAGGCAACAGCUACCUCCCCUCGCGGAUCAACUGGGUCGUCCAGUCCUCGGGCGUGGACUAUCUCCAUCUCCUCAUCACGGCCAUGGAAUACCUCAUCGCAAAGUAUGAUAUCAACGCGCGCUACCUCAUCUCGGUGCAUGACGAGGUACGAUACCUCGCAACGGAGGAGGACAAGUUACGUACGGCGCUCGCACUGCAGAUUGCCAACGUGUGGACGCGCGCCCUGUUCUGCUACAACUUGGGGUUUGACGACAUGCCGCAGGGUAUUGCCUUCUUCUCGGCAGUUGAUGUCGAUCACGUCCUCCGAAAAGAGACGGAUAUGUCUUGCGUGACCCCGAGUAAUCCGGACGCGAUAGCGCCAGGCGAGAGUCUGGACAUUGACGCACUUCUCAUCCGCUGUCCCAGUCUUGGCGAAUCGCGGCUCCCCCCUCUGCCGCGGGUAGAUGGCGGCGCGACGCCAGUGAAUAUCUUUGGCAAUAAGAUGUUGGCCUCACACCAGCGCUACGUCACAGCGCAGGCGGACACGCGUACGAGUCCAGCCAAGGCAUGGCUCGUGGAGCAGGCAAAUAGGACUUGGGCUGGCGAGAUCAGGGAGCAGAUCCCUCAGCACCGAGCUGUGUUGUAG